UUAACAGAUUACUUUUUAAGACAAUAGCCGUUUUAGUUUUCCCACCCAGUGAUAUUUUCUUGUCAUCUCAACCGAUCAACAGACCAUUAAAGUGGAAAAAUUAAAUCAUUUCACAACUUUACUCCCGACGCGUUUAACAAAUUUUUAGAAAAACUAGUUUUUGGUAUCUUAAUUAAUUAUGUGUUAGCAUCAUUUUUUUUCAUCAAAUGAAUCCGAAAACAUAUUAAUUUAUAUUCGUUUGAAAACUUGUGAAAAAAAUCAAUCGCCCAACGUGGGGCUCGAACCCACGACCCUGAGAUUAAGAGUCUCAUGCUCUACCGACUGAGCUAGCCGGGCAGUUGGAAUAGCUCACGGGCUGUCAAAACAAGGAAAUCGUACAAAUGUUCUCUCGUGGUAAAUCUAUACAUAUAAUGUCCUUAGACUUACUAACUUUCUAAAGACACUUCUAUAUUAUAACUACGCAUGGAAAAACGAACAGUUCGAACCUAUGAGCCGUGGACUAUGAUUUUCAUGCUCUAUCGAUCAGGGAACAGGUUGAAGCAGAACCUGCGAUCAGAAUCAGAAGCGGUAUAAUACUUAGGAAUAAUAAACAGAACCAACAUAGUUAUUAGCUUGUACAAUAAGUUACGCCCGUUUGUGAUGAUUUCGGCAAUGAUAUUAUCGAAUCCGAUCAAAUGAGCAAUUAGAGUCGUUGCAAUACUGCAGAAAACUACUAUAUAUAGGAAGGUUUCGGCGAAUGUGUAUCAUCGAAUCGGAACGCUGUUAAAAUGAAGACUGUGGCUAAGAUACUGGUGUUCCAACUGUUUCUAGUUAUAAUGGCUGGUGCCAUUGAAUACCAGUUAUUUGUGGACGAGGACGAUGUUUUUGCGCCAUGCGAGAAUCAGCCUGGCAAUCCUUCCAACUCGGAUAGUCUCUUUGACCCGACUUGGAAAAUAACCACGCAUGGCGGCAAAGUUGCAAUUGAGGCACAACAAACUGUCGUCUGGAAAGAUGUCCAGCCAGGGGACACAGUAAAGCUCUUUGCACAAGUCUUCCGCAUGGAGAAGAACACUUGGCAAAAGACAAUGAUCUCCGUAAACAGCAAUAACUUUUGCAAAAACAUGUUCGACAAAGGGCAGUACUGGUAUCAGUUUUGGACGCAGUAUAUAAGAAACUCAGAUGAGAUCAAGACGAAGUGCAUAGUUACACCUGGGGCCGUCAUAAAAUACAAUCCUAUCGAUGUUGAAUUGAAGGUCAAUCUGAAUGUUCCCAAUAUGAGCGGGCGCUACAAGGUGGUAGUCCAGUUUGAUGCCUUCGAUAAGAGCAAUGUCAAGCGACCAGUGUCCAUUUGCUCGGAGUUUCGUGGUAAUAUAACGAAGGUCUAAUAUCGAAAAUUAUAUAUGCAUGCUGAGCAGACAGCGAAACACCAUUAAAGUUUAUAAUCAAGUACAACCUACAACUAGAUGGU
Drosophila ficusphila is the source of this 1447-nucleotide messenger RNA. RefSeq lists its product as uncharacterized. The record is from RefSeq and is a predicted model, not a curated record. Lineage: Eukaryota; Metazoa; Arthropoda; Insecta; Diptera; Drosophilidae. The transcript is spliced from 3 exons. Bases 768 to 1364 code for a protein of 198 amino acids.